CCAGCAGGGGAACGCGGGUCAGUUCGUCCGUGGCAACCAGAGGGGAAGGGUGUAGUCUGUGGCUACAGUGUGAUAGUGAAAGAGAAUCUAUCCUGCAAUUAUCCGUAUUUGAAGAGCAAAUGUAUGACUUUAGUAAAUAGUGUAUAUAUACAGUAUAUAUAUAGUGAACUUUAAUAAACUUAACCUUCAGCUGCUGUAUACAAGAGAAACUACCCAAUUACGUUCUGAACAAGUUUGACGAGGUAGUUGGUCACUUGCCCCUAAACUGACCCUUAGUUCAACACGCCCCAACUGGUUAAUCCAGAAUGUGAACGAAAGAAGAAGAGGAAGAGAAAGAUCAUAAACAAUAACAGAGGAGAAGAACAGAGGCGUAGUUCCCACAGAAGCUAACACCUGCAACAGAAUUAACAGUAACAGAAUCAACAGUGGAGGAGAGGUCGUGGUUUACAGCCCAUACAACAGUAGCAAGGAACGGUAACAGCAGGAAUAACAGUGGAAAUAGGACCCGUUAACGGUCUAAACAGCAACAGAAGGACCUGAGAGUUUCACAGUAUCUCUGAAAGGGAAGAGAGGGGAGAGCAGAUUCGUUCUGGUGCUUGUGCUGACCGGUGUGGUGCCUGAGUCCUGAGCCCUGUCUGUGCUGCUGAAUAGUCGUGGCCGAGGUUUGAACACGCUGUACAUCAGGAUGUGGUCCGACACCUCCCACGGCCAGACCUUCAGCCAUGGCCAAGGCUUCGCUCACGCUCCGGCCCUUGACCGUCUCUGUCUUCACUCCAGGCUGGGUUGCGUGCUGGCUGGGAGUCUGAGGAGUGGUGCAGGCCACAAUCAGCAACAGAACGCAGCCAAUAGCCUGCCUUCAGCAUCAGAGGUGUCAGCUGAAGCCGCCAUCUUUGUGGCCGUGAUUGUAGUGUUCUAUGCAGCCAUCAUCGUCAUCCUCCUCGGCACCAACAUGCGUAGCCCCAAGUCCUCAUCUUCAAGACCUCGCCGCUCUCGAUCUCGUUCUAGGCCUCGACACCAGCUUGUCCUCGACCCUCGAGAUGGUUCAGUCUCUACUCAGCAUACCCAAAAGAAGAAAAAGAAGAGGGACUCCAAUGUCCCACAAGUUGGUGGAGCAGAUAAUGUGUGAAUUGGGAGUCGUGAUUGUUUUAGAAGAUGAGAGAGUUCAUAUCUACACAUUCUAAAAAACUUACAUACUCCUAUCCCAUCCCGUGUGACCUUAGUAAUACCUACAACUGGCAUGAGCCAACCUCUCAGGUAGACCCUAUACUCUAAGAAGUUUUAACUGCUCUCAUCUCUCACUGCUGAGAUACUCUGUUACCACUCCUGGGCCAUAACACCCACUUGAGAGGAUAUCCCACCCACCUAUGUAAAGAUCCCAUCUGGCCCCUCUCUUAGAUAACAAUAUAGUGUUUUAAUUCCCUUCUUGGCUUCCUCACCAAACCAUGUACAGUACACAAACAUUUACCACUAAUCCAUUGUUUCUAAAUAAUCCUAAAUAUCCUCAUCCACCCAUAACCCUUACCCUAAUCCACACAUAACCCUUACCCUAAUCCACCCAUAACCCUUACCCUAAUCCACACAUAACCCUUACCCUAAUCCACACAUAACCCUUACAUCAUCCAUCCAUAACCCUUACAUCAUCCACCCAUAACCCUUACCAUCAUCCACCCAUAACCCUUACAUCAUCCACCCAUAACCCUUACCAUCAUCCACCCAUAACCCUUACAUCAUCCACCCAUAACCCUUACCAUCAUCCACCCAUAACCCUUACCCUCAUCCACCCAUUACCCUUCUGUUAUACAGCCAUGAACUCGUUCCUUCCGUCCCCCACAUGAUGCAGUUUGGCAGGAAUUAAGAUCAUAACACUCCCAAUGUUUACCAUCAUUCAUUCUCUCUCUGUUUGAUUCAAGAUGCCAUUAUUCUACUCACGUUCUAUGGUUUAAGCUGUAGCUGUUAUUUAUAUAUUUUACUUGUGUGUGUCUUGAGAGAUUGUGUGUCAUGAUGAUACCUCAUUUCUCACUGUGAAGAAAAUGAGUCACAAGAUUGCGUCCAAAGUUUCCGGAUCUGUAUAGAUUAGUCUGUGUAUCUGAGCAUCUGUUUAUCUUUAGACAAGUAUGUCCCCCAUUUUGAAUUUAGUGAAGCUGGAACUUAAUAUGAGUAUAGUACAGGGGCAGAUCCAGGAAUAUCAAAAGGGGGGGUCCAAGAAGUUUUGGGUGGGGGAACAUAGCGAGCAAAGCAAGCCCAACCGGGGGGGGGGGGCGCUGUAAGUCGCCCCCAAGAUAAUUUUUUCAAAUCCGACCAAUAUCAUGGGCAUUUUGAGGCUACUUUGAAGCCUUGUGUACUUGGUAUUAGGAUAUUAUCUUAGGUCAAUAGUUAUUACUGUUUACUAUACAAAAAUGCAUGAGUACAAUACUGUAUUAAAGAAAAAGUACAGGUAUUGGAAUUUUCUGAUGAAAAGUAUCUGCCCUUGGUACAGUACUCUCUUAGAUAAAAUAUCAGAUGAGGAUGCACAUGAGUAUUCUAUGACCUUCCUUGUGACCAGAAUAUUGAACAUAUGUGUCACAAUGAGACAUAAGUUAUUUUUUUUUAAAUAUCCCCAACCUAAAGGACUCUUGUAUGAAAAAAAUCACUCAAUACACUUGAUCUAUAUCCUUAGUACAGUACUGUCUUAUGACCUGUUUACACUAUCAUCCCCCAGUAAUAUAUCUAGUUUUCCUUUUUGUAAAUAAUCCUCAGCACAAUACUGUAGUGUGAAGGUUACCCACAGUUAUCCUUUCCCAGAAUGAUGGAAAAGUAGAAAAAUUAAGGUUAUAUUAAUCAAUUACACAUUUGCUGAACUUUCCAUAUUAGCAGACAAAGUUACCAGAAAGGACUCUAAAACCUUUUAUGGUUUAGUACAGGUUAUAAAUACACUUCCUGAACAUUGUUGGUGAUAUUGUUUCCCCAUAAUCCUGAGUUAAAACCAUAGAUCAAACAGAGACUCCUCACACGGUUUUGCUAUGAACCUCGGAGAAGCCAACAAGUACAGUACAGUACAGUACUGUAUUUGCACAUAAAUUAAGUUUAUUUUUAUCCACUUUUGUUUAUCCUUGAAUAGGAAAAUUACAUGAAAAAACCUUGAGCUGGCACUGUAGUUAAUUAAAUGAUGUAAAUUAUUAAAUGAACCACUACUAGAAAGUGGUUCAAUAUAGUUCAAUAUAGGAAAUAGUUCAAUAUAGGAAAAACAAUUUAGAAACCCUGUGUGAUCACAAUUACAAAGUACUUUUUACCUUUAUCCUCUAUGCCACUGAUCAGCUCAUUAGCCGCUUGGGUGAUCGGUCACGUCUCUGUUAUGCACUGUUGGCGAGUAAUGAGUAAUGAGUAAUGAGUAAUGAGCAUGCACUGGCCCUCAAUGUAGCUGUACCUGCUCCAGUGUUGGUCAAGUUUGAUCUUGAAGGAGCUUAUACUCAGUGCCAUCACAACACACACUGGCAUAUUAUUCCAAGAGUUUACAAUUCUCACUCCAAAAAAGUUUGACCUUAUAGUUUUGUGGACUUGUGGCUUCUUCAACUUGGAGCUGUGACGUUUAGUGGGGCAGGCAUUUGCCAGCUACAGGUGUGAUAUGGUAGAAUGUGCACUAUAGCUUUCAGUACACUCCCAAAAAUAUGAAGUUUGUCACACUUCAAUAAUCUAAAAUUGUGACUUUUUCACAAUCUAUUUCACACUUGGGUAAGUAUUAAUUACAGUAUAUAUUACUGGAAUGUUCUCUGUAGAGAAGAAGACUCCUGGUUCAAACAUGAAUACAGUAUAGACAAAGAAAUAAGGUGAAUUUAUGGAAUGAAGGUAAACCACCAAUAUAUAUAUUUUUAAUAUGUAUGCAGUGUACAGUAUAUACAUACUACUUGCUGCCAUGCAAAGAUCACAAAUGUAUAUCAGAAAUUUUUAAAUAAUUUUUCUAAACAAGGCAUGAUUGUGUGCAUUAUCUGCUGUUUCCCUUAAGGGUUAUGGGGAACAAUAAAAUGAAUACAUGUAUAUAGUCUACAGCAAUACCUUUUGUUAACUAACUAAAGCAAACGUUAAAAACAGUCAUCGCUGAUUCUCAAAACGUACAAUUUUCUUUUAACUUUUUUCUGCAAAUUGGGAAAGUUCUAAUUAUUAGUGGUUGAAAAUCAUAUCUUGUUUCCCUAACUUCUUUUUGGGAAUGAGUGGCUGUCCUCAAACCGAUCCCUAGUGAUGUCAUACCUUCAGUACCACCAGUGAAUGGUUUGAAGAGGCUGUCAAUAUAAAGCGUCAAGCACUUUUAACCUUUGAUGUAAAUUUAAUUUUUGUGUUAGCACAAAUUUAUAGUGGUAUUGUGCUUGUGUGUUACAUAUUGAAACCAAAGAAAGAUAUUCCGAGGUUUUAGUUGUUCAGAUAUAAUAAAAGUGUACACAAAUAGA
Messenger RNA from Homarus americanus (American lobster), 4418 nucleotides. RefSeq lists its product as uncharacterized. The coding region runs from base 686 to 1126 and encodes 146 amino acids. The transcript has 7 exons. The record is from RefSeq and is a predicted model, not a curated record. NCBI's taxonomy places the organism in Eukaryota, Metazoa, Arthropoda, Malacostraca, Decapoda, Nephropidae.